This is a messenger RNA of Gamsiella multidivaricata, 2393 nucleotides long. RefSeq lists its product as uncharacterized. Gene Ontology annotation, molecular function: protein binding. Lineage: Eukaryota; Fungi; Mortierellomycota; Mortierellomycetes; Mortierellales; Mortierellaceae. The transcript has a single exon. The record is from RefSeq and is a predicted model, not a curated record. Bases 140 to 2038 code for a protein of 632 amino acids.
ACCACCACCACCACCACCGCUUCUACCGCUGCUUCUUCACACGCUCUCGUCAUCUUUUCUUUUAUAUCCCCCAUCCCCUCAUAUCCUCGCUCAUCUCCACUUUCCGUUCCACCCCUCACACACACACACACCAUCGACCAUGACACGACACCCCUCCGCGCUCGAGAUUGCCGAGGUCCUCCAGACCAUUGCCUCCUUACUCGACCCCAAAAGCCUCGUCUCCGCCUCCCUCGUCUCCCACCACUGGCACGCAUGCUGCACCCCCAUCCUCUGGAGCACCAUCACCCCAUCCGACUGGUCCCUGGUCCGCUUCAGUCCUCGCCAGCUCUAUGCGCACGCGCACCUGGUCCAUGUGCUCCAAUGGCAUUCUUCUCUACACUCAAACUACAACAUGCCCCACAGCCACGGCAUUGUCACACAAACUGAGAGCUCUCCUAUUGGAGGACUGGCGAUGUCGACCAUGGGAAUCUUACCAUCUUCGCCCUCCACACUACCAUCGACCCAGCCUAUCAUCCAACUACCGAAUUCUUCACAUGUGUAUUCUGAGAAGUCUUCAAGGGAGCACAAAAUCCCCGACGGACAUGUACGCACACGAGGGCAUGAACGCGAAGAAUCAUCUCCAGUCCAGGAGCGACUCUCGCUCGUUUGUCUAAGCAAGAUCAUCGGAAACUGCGCAAACCUCCAACAGCUUAGCGUCCAUGACGAGCGCGACGGGGUCCCUCUCGAUAUCAUUACGGCAAUUAAAUCCUUGCGGUUCCUGCAGUCCUUGGAGUUGUUUGCGAAUAUGGUUGUUAUGCCCGAUCAGACGACGAAGACGACAAAGACGGCCACUCGGCUGUUGAAUGUUCAGGAUAUGGUCCAGGCAUUACCCCAGCUUAAGAGACUUGUUUUGCGAGGAACCGCAUUCUCGUUCCAGUCACUGCCAUUCACACGGGAAGCAACACCAGCACUAGCGAAUGAUGAUGACCUGCGGAAAGGGGAGUCAGGAGACACGACCCGACAAUUAGCGGCGUGUCCGUCUAACUCAAACACAUCACACUACCAGCUCUCGAUUUACACACCCCUUGCUACCUUCCCAAUCCAACAUCUGUCGCUCGACGCACCGGUCUCCGAAGCCGAGUUAGCCUUGCUACUCCAGCAAUCCCCCUCCCUUGAAUCCCUCGACCUCCCUGGCGGACUCCCCUGGGAGCUCUCCUCGGAGUUUAUCCAAGCCCUUGCAACUGCCUGCCCACACCUGUCUGGGUUCUCCAUCAAUGCGUCCUGUUACCCGCCCGUGCCCGAAGAUCAACUCACAGCUCUCGUCAGGUCAUUGCCACCGCUACAGAGGUUCGGUGCCCGAUCGUGUAUGGUGGGCGAUUCGACGUUGGAUGCCCUCGCGGAACGGUGUUCAGAGCUGGAGAGGUUGGAUAUUUCGUUGACGAAGGGUCAUCAGCUGUCAAAACAGAGGUUGUAUGAGUAUUUGAGGAGUGCAAGAAAGUUGAAGGAGUUGGAGGCUGAGGGAGUUUGGAUCCUACUGCAGGAUUUGAAAGAUAACCAGCAACAGCAGCAGCAGCAGCAUGUUGGUGAAGAGGCACAAGGACAGGAGAGUACUCAUCCUGCAGCUACUUCGUCCGACCAACAACACGCCAGACCACGAUGCACCGACUGGGCCAGUCGAGAAACACUGCGUCGACUGACUAUCGGCUUCACGAGCCCCGACCGAAGCAUCCGCCAAUGUUCCUCCAUGUAUACCCUUCUCUCCUCCCUAACCCGUCUCGAGCACCUCCAGCUCUCCUACACGUGUCUCAGUCUGUCGUCAGAUUCUGGGAUCCACCAACUCGGCGCGCUGAAGGAUCUGAGGACGAUUAAUAUCGAGACCUGUGGCUACGUCGCCUUGACACAGGAGGAUCUGGCCUGGAUGGCAAGGACGUGGCCGAAAUUGGAGAAGAUCUGUGUGCACGCCCUGGGCGUAUCCAGAGAAAGACAGCUCCAUGCAUGGCUGAAAGAUGCGGGGAGGGAGGAUGUUGUCAUCGAAAGCCCACAGCUCACGAUGUUCUAAAGCUUAUUAGGAAUCUAUAGUAUCGCCCUAAAAUGGCCUAGAGGAGAACUGGCUAUUCAAUCGGACGCGUCCGGUUAGUAGUUCCUCUUUCCUCCAUCCCUCCAUCUCAUUUCUUGCAUGCUCUCUCCACUUUCUCUUUUCUAGCUUUUCUUCUAUCCUUUAUUAUUCGUUCUAUGUUGUCGCUAUCCUACGCCCUAUGCCUCUUCCUCCCCUCUCUCUUUUGUUUUCGUUCCUCCUUAUACCUGUACACAUCUGCACUUCAGUAAAUAAACACUAUUUACACUAUUUAUUGAAGAACCAAGAGAACUGCCCGUGGCACACGCCAUAGGUCCGAGACAAAAAUAAAUUAGCUAUG